ACGAUCCUCCUCUUCCAAUGACGAACUGAAAGUCUUUCGGAAACGUAAGAAGAAAGAUACUCUCCUUGUCUUACAGUUUAAGAUGGCGGCUGCUGCCGCCUCCGUCGCUAACGUUGCAGCACAGUUCCAGGUACCAGAUGGAAGGAGAACCACAAAAACGAACGUAGUGCCACCAGUGAUACGUAAUUCAACUAUCUACUAAUAUGGCGAACCGCACGGUAAAAGACGCGAAGUCGAUUCGUGGUACUAAUCCACAGUAUUUAGUGGAGAAAAUAAUAAGAUCUCGAGUUUACGAUUCGAAAUAUUGGAAAGAAGAAUGUUUUGCGUUAACCGCGGAGUUACUUGUCGACAAAGCCAUGGAAUUGAAAUACAUAGGUGGAGUUUACGGUGGCAAUGUAAAACCGACGCCAUUUCUAUGUUUAAUAUUAAAAAUGUUACAAAUACAGCCAGAAAAAGAUAUCAUAGUAGAGUUUAUAAAGAACGAAGAAUUCAAAUACGUCAGAGCUUUGGGUGCGCUUUAUAUGCGAUUGACAGGUUCAUCAUUGGAUUGUUACAAAUAUUUAGAACCUUUGUUCAAUGAUAAUAGAAAACUUAGAAAACAAAAUAAGCAAGGUUUUUUCGAAUUGAUUCAUAUGGAUGAGUUUAUAGAUGAACUUCUACGCGAAGAAAGAUGCUGUGAUGUUAUUUUGCCAAGAAUUCAAAAGCGUCAUGUUUUAGAAGAAAAUAAUGAAUUAGAUGCAAAAAUAUCAGCGUUGGAAGAUGACAUGGACGAAGGAAUUGAAACGUCAGAGGACGAAGAUAUACCUCCUGUCAAAGAAGAAGUUCGCAAAAGAACAGAAGAUCAUGAUAGGGAUAGAGAUCGUCACAGAGACAGAGACAAGAGACAUUCUCGUUCGGAUAAAAAGUCGGAUAGAGAAAAGCAAAGAUCACGAAGCAGAGAAAGAGAAAGAGAUAGGAGAGAACGUAAACGAAGUAAAUCACCCAAAACUCAUUCCUCUUCGCAUAAAGAUAAAGAUAGAGAUAAAGAUAGACAUAGAAGAGAUGAUAGAGAUAGGGAUAGAGAUCGAGACAGAGAAAGAGACAGGGAUAGAAGAAGAGAUCGUGAAAGAGCUAGGCAUUGAGUUGGCAUUAUGCGUACAUGUAAAAUUUCCAUUAACAUUAUUUUUAAAACAGGAUUAAAUAAGUUCCAUUUUUACAGCUGUUAUAUUUUCACUAUAUUUUCCAGUCAGACCAAUAACAGUACUUGCGAACAUCAAUCUUAAUGGUAUUAAAGUUCGUCAAUAGAAAUGCUACACAGUAGCUUACUUUUACAUAUUUCCAGAUAACGAUCAUCCCCAAAUACACUAUAUAACUUUUGUAUAUAAUAAUAUGUACAAAUCGUGUUUAAGAGAAGAAAAAAAGAAAAAUAAAUUCCACAUUGCAUUUAA
This is a messenger RNA of Vespula pensylvanica (western yellowjacket), 1427 nucleotides long. RefSeq names its product pre-mRNA-splicing factor 38 (gene Prp38). The transcript is spliced from 5 exons. The record is from RefSeq and is a predicted model, not a curated record. Bases 204 to 1121 code for a protein of 305 amino acids. Lineage: Eukaryota; Metazoa; Arthropoda; Insecta; Hymenoptera; Vespidae. Gene Ontology annotation, cellular component: precatalytic spliceosome.